AAAAAUUUAAAAAAAAAAAAGUAUAUGGCGUUUAAUAUUUUCGAAGUUUUUUUACAGUAUUUGUUUUAUUUAGAUUUAUGGCCGGUAACAUUGUGUAUCCCACAACCUCUGAAUUAACGUUUUCUUCGCCACCUUCUCUUCUUUUCGUUCUUUCCCUCCAUUUCUUUCGCUCAUUUUUUUUUACCAAGAAAAUAAUCUUAAAGAAAAGGGAAAGAAAAAAAACACAUAUUAUGCUGGCCGGUUCCUCUCCGCUGUCUCUUCCGCCGGAUAUCUGACUGCCACCUCCCUGCCGGAGUCAGCAUGCCGCCCUCAAACGCCAUCAUCUGCGUCGGCAACAACGACGCUCAACGGCCUGCCCCGGAGUGCCCCAGCGACCCAGAAUGGCCGUUCGGGCGCCUCGACGGCCUCGACACCGAUGAUUUCCGGGAAGCGGGGUACGAGAUAUUUUUCACGGCGUGCCGGUCGUCGCCGGGGUUCGGCGGCCGGACGGCGAUAUCAUAUUACAGUCCAUCCGAUGGAGGAGACGGAAACGGGUUAGGAGCGGGUCAUGAUUCUGGAACCUGGUCCCCAAGGAAGGUGCCAGGGCAAGGCGUGGGAAUGGCGGUGACGAGCCAGGUGAAGCGAGCAUUGGGGUUGAAGAUGUUGAGAAGGUCGCCUUCAAGGAGGGCCAGCUCGUGCGGGUCAUUGCCGUCGUCACCCAACGCCGGGGGAUCUCCGAGGAUGAACUUCACGGUGCCGGGGCGAGGGAGGCGGCCGAUGACAUCUGCUGAGAUCAUGCGCCGGCAAAUGAAGGUGACCGAGCAGAGUGAUAAUCGGCUUCGUAAAACUCUCAUGCGGACCCUUGUUGGCCAAAUGGGGAGGCGAGCAGAGACAAUAAUCCUUCCACUGGAGCUUCUGCGCCACCUCAAACCCUCCGAAUUCAACGACCCACACGAGUACCACAUUUGGCAGAAGCGGCAGCUCAGGAUUCUUGAGGCCGGCCUCCUCCGCCACCCCGCCGUCCCUCUCGAGAAAUCUAACGCCUCCGCCUCCACUCUCCGGAGCAUCAUUCAAGCUGCCGACGUCAAGCCACUCGACACUGGGAAGAACUCCGAGCCCAUGAGAAACCUCGUCAACUCCGUCGUCUCCUUAGCUUGGAGACCCGUCGCGGACUCCUCCGCCGCCACCGAUAUUUGCCACUGGGCGGACGGGUACCCGCUCAACGUCCACAUAUACAUGGCCCUGCUUUCCUCCGUGUUCGACAUGAAGGACGACACGUUGGUCCUGGACGAGGUCGACGAACUGCUCGAGCUGAUGAAGAAGACCUGGUCUACCCUAGGGAUAAACAGGUCAAUUCACAACAUAUCUUUCACUUGGAUUCUUUUCGAGCAGUACUUCAAUACAGGACAGGUCGAGCCGGACCUCCUCGGAGCCUCCCUGGCUAUGUUAGCCGAGGUUGCAAAUGACGCCAAGAAAGCGGACAGGGAGCCGGUUUAUGUCCGGAUACUUGGGAGCGUUUUGAGUUCGAUGAAGAGAUGGUCGGAGAAGAGGUUGCUCGAUUACCAUCGGAAGUUCGACAAGGGAAAUGUGAGUCUGAUGGAGAGUGUUCUUCCAUUGGUUUUCCUGGCCUCGAAAAUCUUGGAAGAGGACGUUCCUUGUCAUGCAAGUCACGCCGUUGUCGGAGAUGGAACCGCCGGAAAUCGUGUCGACCACUACAUCCGGUCUUCCAUGAGAAAUGCAUUCGCAAAGAUUUUGGAGGAAAGGAACAUAGACAGGGCGACGUUCGAGAUGCAAGAAGUGAGCGACACGCUGAUGGAACUAGGCGACGCGGCGGAAGAAUUGGCAGCCAAGGAGAAGGAGAUCUUCAGCUCCUCCCUCAAGAAAUGGCAUCCGGUGGCGGCCGGAGUCGCCGCCGUGACACUGCACACCUGCUACGGGACGCUGCUGAAGCAGUACCUAGGUGGUGUAACGACAAUCACGGAGGAGACAGUUCGGGUCCUACAGAGGGCCGGGGCGUUGGAAAAUGUGCUGGUUCAGAUGGUGGUCGAGGACUCGGUGGAUUGCGAGGAUGGAGGGAAAGCCAUUGUGAGAGAGAUGGUUCCCUACGAAGUUGAGUCCAUCAUUUCGGGACUUGUCCGACAAUGGAUUCAAGAUAAGGUGAAGAUUGGGAGGGACAUUCUCCAGAGAGCUAAAGACACUGAGACAUGGAACCCCAAGUCGAAGAAUGAGCCGUAUGCACAAUCUGCAGUAGAGCUAAUGAAGCAAGGAAAAGAAGCGGUGGACAGUUUCUUUGAACUCCCGGUUAGCAUAACGAAUGAUUUAGUCCACAAUCUCGCCGAGGGCCUCGAGCAGGUCUUCUGCGAAUACAUUAGCUUCGUCGAAUCGUGCGGAUCGAAGCAGAACUAUGUCCCAACGCUCCCUCCACUGACGAGAUGUAGCCAAGACUCGCGGUUUUUCAGGUUGCUGAGGAAGGGCUCUUGCAGUGCGGGGGUGUACUGUGAGCACCACCGCUUCAUUAGCGAUGCCAAUCACGUGCGCCCCUCCACGAGCCGUGGGACCCAACGACUUUACAUCCGCCUCAACACCCUGCAUUACCUUCUCUCGCAACUCCACGCCAUCGACAAACUCCUUUCCCUCAAUCCGAGAGUUGUCCCGUCCACCACAACGAUUCGUCGCACUAAGAGUAGCCUCUCGAGCUCCAUAUCCUUCUUUGAUCAGGCACGUGCAACCAUCCGAGCAGCGGUCCAACAUGUGUCAGAAGCAUCAGCGUACCGACUGGUGUUCCUCGACUCCAACUACGUCCUCUACGGAAGCCUAUACGUGGAGGACGUAGAGAACGCGCGAAUACUCCCGGCCUUGAGAGUGCUGAAGCAGAACCUCACGCUCUUGUGCGCGAUCGUGACAGAGCGGGCCCAACCCAUGGCGAUCAAAGAAGUGAUGAAGGCGACUUUCGAGGCGUACCUCAUGGUCCUGCUAGCCGGGGGGUGUUCGCGAGUGUUCUGCAGGACGGACCACCACAUGCUGGAGGAGGACUUCAACAACUUGAAGAAGAUCUUCUGCACGUGCGGAGAAGGUUUGGUGUCAGAAGACGUGGUUGACAGAGAGGCGGAGACGGUGGAAGGGGUGCUGGCGUUGAUGGGCCAGUCGACGGAGCAAUUGAUAGAGGACUUCAGCAGUGUGGCGUGCGAAACGAGCGGUGUGGGCGUUCUGGGAGCACUGCAGAAGCUGCCUAUGCCUCCCACAACAGGGGGGUGGAGCAGGUCAGAUCCCAACACAAUCUUGAGAGUUCUUUGUUACAGGAAUGACAAAUCUGCCAAUCUUUUCUUGAAGAAAAGUUUCCACUUGGCAAAGAGGAGGGGAUGAGUCUUGUUGGAUACAGAACAACACUUCAAUGUACAUACUAAUUAAGGAGGGGGGGUGAAAACAUAGAAUGAAAAGAAAGACAACAAGUGCAAGCAUGCAUUUCUUGAAAUCAAAAUUCUAAGACAGAAUUGUCUGAUUUGUUGUGUCAUGAUGGAAAAAAACAUUGUAACUAUUUCGCUUCCUUCUUUUAUUGUCUUAGUUUAGAGGUAGGCAUUGAUAUACAUAUAUACAUAUACUCAUAUGCAUAGAACAAAUUAAAGAAACUUUGCUGUCUUUC
This is a messenger RNA of Cuscuta campestris, 3619 nucleotides long. The record is from the annotation of a GenBank genome assembly. NCBI's taxonomy places the organism in Eukaryota, Viridiplantae, Streptophyta, Magnoliopsida, Solanales, Convolvulaceae.